AGUUAAAGGCCCUCCAGCCGCGAACAGUUAUAGACUUGCCGUGCCACGUCUGCUGGCGCUGUUGACAGGCGGAGUACAAUGAGGAUGGCGGCGCUGCUGGCGGCCGCUGCUCUGCUGGCCUGUGCCGGGGCCGCGCUGAUCCCGGAGCCUGAAGUGCAGAUCCAAGUCCUGGAGAAGCCUUUCCUGUGCAAGAGGAAGACCAAGAACGGGGAUCUGCUGCUCGUGCACUUUGAGGGAUUCCUGCAGAGUAAUGGGACGAGAUUCCAUUCCACGUAUGUGGAUAACAAUGGUCAGCCUGUAUGGUUUACACUUGGCAUCCGAGAAGGGAUUAAAGGCUGGGACAAAGGCCUCAAAGAUAUGUGUGUUGGAGAGAAACGGAAGAUAACUGUCCCUUCUGCUCUGGCAUAUGGGAAAGAAGGAAAAGGAAAAAUACCGCCAGAGAGCACUUUAAUCUUUGAUAUUAACCUUAUGGAAAUCCGAAAUGGACCAAGGUCCCAUGAGUCAUUCCAAGAAAUGGAUCUGAAUGAUGACUGGAAACUUUCUAAGGAAGAGGUAAGAGCUUACCUUAAGGCUGAGUUUGAGAAGCAUGGAAGCUCUGUGAAUGAAAGUGACCACGCGGUCCUCGUUGAGAGCAUAUUUGAAAAAGAAGAUGACGACAGUGAUGGAUAUAUAUCUGCCAGAGAGUUUACUUAUGUACAUGAUGAGCUUUGAAAUGUAAUGAUAGAUUUGCUACAUAAGAAUGUCCAAUGGUUUUAGGACGUUAGAAUACAUUUCUAAAUAUCAUGUAUUUUGGGGUGGAAGUUGUUGCAUUUGGCAUACUUUCCAACACUGCACUAACAACCAGUGGUCUCUUAUGUCCCCAAAACCAGCUCUAAAUUGUCUGAGACCAAAUACAUUUUCCCUGCUGGUUUGAAAACCUCAUUAGCUUCACGUAAGAAACAUGGUUUAAACCCACAAAUCUCUCCAGUCCUCUGAAGUGGGACAUCUCUUCCCUAUACUGCAUAGCCCACAUUGGGCACUUAAGAAUACGUUUCUGGGAGGCAUGACAACUUUUUAACUUUGCAUCAAAAUAAAGAUAUAAAACCA
This is a messenger RNA of Bufo gargarizans (Asiatic toad), 1086 nucleotides long. RefSeq names its product FKBP prolyl isomerase 14 (gene FKBP14). Gene Ontology annotation, molecular function: peptidyl-prolyl cis-trans isomerase activity; calcium ion binding. Lineage: Eukaryota; Metazoa; Chordata; Amphibia; Anura; Bufonidae. The transcript is spliced from 4 exons. The record is from RefSeq and is a predicted model, not a curated record. The coding region runs from base 79 to 711 and encodes 210 amino acids.